Molecule: messenger RNA, 831 nt
Organism: Linderina pennispora
Lineage: Eukaryota; Fungi; Kickxellomycota; Kickxellomycetes; Kickxellales; Kickxellaceae
Product: mitochondrial carrier
Exons: 4
Coding region: 1-831 (276 amino acids)
Biological process (GO): carnitine transmembrane transport; mitochondrial transport
Cellular component (GO): mitochondrial envelope
Molecular function (GO): O-acyl-L-carnitine transmembrane transporter activity
Source: RefSeq, a predicted model, not a curated record
AUGUCUGACGCCUCUACCGAGUCAAAGCCCAAGGCCAGCAGCGGUUCGUCUGGUGUCAAGUCGUUCCUGUCUGGCGGUUUUGGAGGCAUGUGCCUGGUCAUGGCCGGACACCCGCUCGACCUCCUGAAGACGCUGGCUGAGAACGGCAUCCGGGGCAUGUACCGCGGCAUGGGAGCACCGCUUGUCGGCGCGACCCCCGUGUUCGCCAUCUGCUUCUGGGGCUACGACCAGGGCCAGAGGAUUAUGCGCUCUGUCUACAACCUGUCGCCGGAGGAUAAGCUGACGACCAACCAGAUUCUGUUCGCCGGAGGGCGAUCAUGGCGCCCAUGGAGCGCAUCAAAUGCACGCUCCAGGUCAGCGGAACCAACGGAGCGGCUGUUUACAAGGGCCCGGUCGACGCGGCCAUGGGCAUUGUGCGGUACCGGCGGUAUCAGCUCGCUGUUCAAGGGCACGUGCGCGACUCUCCUGCGCGACGUCCCCGGCAGUGUUGCGUACUUUGGCGCCUACGAGCUGAUCAAGAAGGCGCUGACCGACCGGAGCGCCGGCGAGGGCGCCAUCUCGCCCUUGGCCAUCGUCACUGCCGGUGGUCUGGCCGGUAUGGCCAACUGGGCAGUGGCCAUUCCGCCUGAUGUCCUGAAGUCGCGGCUGCAGACGGCGCCUGAUGGCAAGUACUCGGGAGUCCGCCAGGUCUUUAUCGAGAUGAUGCGGACCGAGGGUGCGGGUGCGCUGUUCCGCGGCAUGGGCCCGGCGCUGCUGCGUGCAUUCCCGGCCAACGCCGCGUGCUUCCUGGGUGUCGAGCUGUCGCGCAAGGCCAUGGACAAGGUGUUCUAA